AGCCAAAAGCGGAAGGGAGAAUGAUUUUAUCAACAACUAGUUCCUCGCUGGGCGCUGUGACAUGUUCUACAAAAAUGUUUACUUUACUUCUUUUUAUUUCGCUUAUUAGUCUCCCAAUUUGUUCAUCAGCUGACAGAAAUGACGAACCCAUAAUCGGUGUUCUGGCUCAGGAGGUCUACCCCCCGAAACCGAACCAGACGUCCUACAUCGCUGCCUCCUAUGUGAAGUUUGUGGAGGCUGCUGGAGCCAGAGUUGUACCCGUCAUGAUUAACAAGACACUGGAGGAAUACAAGACUCUGUUCAGCUCUAUUAAUGGUUCGUCUCGUUUCCUGUUCCAGACGUACAACACAGACGAGGACCUGAAGAGUUUCUACAAAGUCCUGUCAACAAACACAGACGGAAACACCGAGUUUGUGUCGACGGUGGAAGCUUACCGUUUCCCCGUUUAUGGGACGCAGUGGCAUCCAGAGAAAAACGCCUUCGAGUGGUCCAGACCUUACAUUCCUCACUCUCCAUCGGCGGUCAGGACGACCUUCUACACGGCCCACUUCUUUGUGAGCGAAGCGAGGAAGAACUUUCACAGGUUUCAGUCUGAGGAGGAGGAGAGCAAAGCGCUGAUAUACAACUAUAAUCCUGUUUACACUGGAAACGCCUUCGAGCAAAUUUAUUUCUUCUGAGAUUCCUCUUCACAAAGCUGUUCUGCCUUCAUAUGGACGAUAGUUUUAGUUUUCCAAUUAUCUGAAAAUGUUUUGCACUGGAAAUCGACUGAAGCUUCUUGAGUUUUUCUGUUUUAAUUUUUUUUGCUAAUUUCUUGAUGGUUUGAGACACUAAGUUGAAUUUCUCUGGCAGCUUUGACUUUAACUCCAACUGGAUCCGAGUAUUGAAUCAGAAACUGCUUAUUUAUACAAUGAAUGUAAAACAUUGAAUGUAAUAAAUAAGAUGCUGUUUAUUUUUUCUCAA
Messenger RNA from Poecilia reticulata (guppy), 960 nucleotides. Lineage: Eukaryota; Metazoa; Chordata; Actinopteri; Cyprinodontiformes; Poeciliidae. The record is from RefSeq and is a predicted model, not a curated record.